CGUCAGCUUAUCGACGGAAUUUAUGCAUUUUCAAUAUAAAAACAUUCGGAGAGUCGUAAAAUUGAGCAAAAAGUGGUACUUUUAUCGGAAAUGCAGUAAGAAAUGUACUCGCUUUUCGUGUUCAUUAUUCUGUACGCUAGAAUCGAUGCAAUUUCAAAGGAUAAAGAUGAUUAUGAGAGUGGCAGCGACUUAGGAGCUAGUCUAGUGUCGUCAUUGAGAAAUGAUGCUAACUUGGAUCUGUCAGUCGACGAGGAGUACGAGGAUCUGCGCGCUGAGCUCCUGGCUUACCACUCCGCUCUAUCUUCCCUUGCAUCGUCACGACGCUCUUUGUUAACGACACCGUGUUGGUCUAUUGGAGGCAUUUGCAUCAAUUACAAACUGUGCCCGUUCGAUAGGCGCCUCACAGAAGUACCGGGUUGUAAAAACAGAUUAAAAGUUUGCUGCUUCGUUUGGAACCGCUAUGAAGUACGAGACAUGACAGACCAAGGAAUUAGCAAUUUGGCUUUCCCUUGGAGACCUCAAAUUGACUUCGGAGGUGAAGGAAUUGUCUUGAAGACAAAGAAGCCAAAAAAGAAGAAGAGAAUCAAAACGUCCACUGUUAAACCUACAGAAAUAAUAUUAAAACGUGAUGUAUUAUUUUAAAUAAAUAAAAUAUGAGUACGCCAACAUUCUAUUU
Molecule: messenger RNA, 676 nt
Organism: Colias croceus (clouded yellow)
Lineage: Eukaryota; Metazoa; Arthropoda; Insecta; Lepidoptera; Pieridae
Exons: 2
Coding region: 103-642 (179 amino acids)
Source: RefSeq, a predicted model, not a curated record